ACUCUGUUGAUAUUCGUCUGGCUUCACAUCGCUGAGAUUACCGCGUUUAUGGAUGACUGAGACCGAGGAAGUGGUAGAGGAGCAGUGCAGAUAUGACCCCAUCAAAGGAAUGCAUGACCUCUUUCAUCGACAAGACCAUGAGGAUGAGGAGGGAGGAAAAGGCACGGCAGGUGGUCCUGGCCUGGGCAGUGCUGAAUGUGUCAUUGGCAGGGAUGAUCUAUACUGAAAUGUCUGGAAAGCUUCUUAGCAGAUACUACAACAUAACCUACUGGCCCAUCUGGUAUAUCGAGCUCGCUCUGGCCUCCCUGUUCAGUCUUAAUGCGCUUUUCGACUUCUGGAAGUAUUUUAAGUACACCAUGUCCCCUUCCACGAUCGCCGUCAGUCCAGAGCAGCAUCGACUUCUGGGGCUCACUGGCUCAGGGAUUCAGGCCUCUCCACCUCAGAAGCAAGAGAAGAAGGAAGCUCCUGUCUCAGUCCAGUCCUCACCUCUGCAGGGACAAAAUGUGCUUUGUUUUAGCCCUGCACGUCCUUCUAGCUCCAGCCCCAAAUUUUCGCCCAGCUGUGUGUCUGGGUACAGUCCACCUUUGAGCAGCCCGUCCUCAGCAGGAGGACCGUUUUCCCCAUCCAUGGCCUUUGGCAAGGUGUUGAACUAUAGUCCAUCGCCGAAUUCCUCUCCAUACCCAAGUAACCUCGGACCGGUGGAGGGCGCCAGCGUCCGUGCUCGUUACCGCACAUCCCCAUCCGUCUUCAGCUCCCCCGGAGGAAAGGAGGACUACAUAGAUGACAUGAAGACUUUAGAGAAGUUUUUACGCUCAGAGGAGGAGAAAAGCCACCGCAGCCAACUAGGAAGUCCAGAAUCGGCAUCUCCUAGACACAGUCCAACGUUCUGGAACUACAGUCGUACAGUGGGGGAUUACGCACAGAGCCUGAGGAAGUUCCAGUACCAGCCAGCCUGCCGCUCACAAGCCCCGUCUGCCCAUAAGGAUGAUACAGAGUUGGGUUCCAAACAAGCUGCUGAAGAAGUGUGGGCAAGAAUCACAACCAGUCGUGUGGUAAAAGAUAGUAUUGACAGCUGGACUGCUAAACUGAGAAACUGGAUAAAUGACACCAUUCUCGAACAUCUGGUAAGAGAGAUGGACUCUGUUAACAGUCAACUCAGGCGGAUGGGUUGCCCUGAGCUGCAGAUUGGCGAGGCCAGUAUCAGCAGUCUCAAACAAGCUGCUGUGGUCAAAGCCUCUGCAAUCCCCACCCUCAAUGCUAUUGUACAAUAUCUGGACAUCACACCGAAUCAAGAGUAUCUGGUGGAGAGAAUCAGGGAAUUGGCCCACAGUGGCUGUAUGAGCUCGUUUCGCUGGAAUGGAGGUGGAGAUCUUAAAAAUCGGAAAUGGGACACAGACCUUCCGACAGACUCAGCUAUCCUGAUGCAUGUGCUGUGUACAUACCUGGACUCAAGACUCCCUCCACACCCUAAGUAUCCAGACGGAAAAACCUUUACAUCCCAGCAUUUUAUACAGACACCAGACAAACCAGACAUGUCCAAUGAGAACCUUUUCUGCAUUCAUCAAAGUAGCACAACCCCACCUCAUUAUCAGCUGGUUUACCAGGGCCACAUCUACAGCUUGCCCAAGGGCAGAAAUAACUUGUUCCAUACCAUCCUCAUGUUUCUCUACAUUAUUAAGACCAAGGAAUCUGGCAUGCUCGGGAGAGUGAAUCUAGGUCUUUCAGGAGUGAACAUACUCUGGAUCUUUGGAGACUGAGGUUGUCAUGGCACAACUAAAGUCAUCAGAAUUAUCCACUGAGAGGACAACACUGUACACACUCUAUGAAUAUGAUAAAGACUGAUUUUUCUACCAUUUACAUUCUUGUCACAUUGCAUGGUUUUGAGAUGCAUUGACUGGAUUAUCAUUACUUGCAACCUGAAUGCAAAUACAGAUGAGCACAAAAGUCUUUUUUAAAUGUACAAGAAUUUUUUUUAAACUUCAUAAGUAUUUAUGCCUUCAAACAGUGUCAAAAUGGGUCUUUGAUUUUGUACUUUAUAAAGUGUUUUUGUAGUUAAUUUUCAUAAAAGCUUCAAGUUUAGUUUUGCUUUUUUAUUUGAAUGUAUGGAAAUAAUGUUGUUUUAUAUGAAUGUAAAUAAUAGCCUAUUUACUGUACAUUUUAAUAGGAAAUAAGUAAACUAUAAUAGGGCAAGCUGGGUUUUGGUGGAUGCGGCAGGAAUUUUGUUUUAUUUGUAAUGCAAACAUGGUAGAAAAUGUUAGUUUUUUUGCACCGUAGUGGUUGCUCGACAUCAGGCGAUCCAUACUCAACACUUGUACAGGUGAACAUCUGUUACACAUGUAGUGACAUGCAACCAUAAACAUAAUUCUACAAUAACUAUCCUUAUGAGGAAUAAAUGUAUAAUUUAGGUUUUAAGAAGCCAUUGAUGUAGUAAUGUUGAAUUACUUGCUGUGUUUAAAAGAAGGGCUUUUCAUGUUUCAUCUCUUUAAACUUUGGAGGGCUUGUGACACUGAUCUUGAAUGGCAAGUUAUAUACAAAUUAUGUUGUUUGUAUUUUCUGUGUCUGAAAUGAAACUUGAAAUGGAAUGAG
This is a messenger RNA of Myxocyprinus asiaticus (Chinese sucker), 2586 nucleotides long. Its product is annotated as transmembrane protein 209-like. Bases 93 to 1757 code for a protein of 554 amino acids. Gene Ontology annotation, cellular component: membrane. The record is from RefSeq and is a predicted model, not a curated record. NCBI's taxonomy places the organism in Eukaryota, Metazoa, Chordata, Actinopteri, Cypriniformes, Catostomidae. The transcript is spliced from 15 exons.